GAAGAAAGGCAGACAGCAGCCUACAUCACUUUUUCCUAAUUGUAUAAAAUCUAUUGAUUAGAAUGUAUUGAUUUUAAUGAUGAAUAACAGUGAGCCAGUGUUAAUAGUGUAUCUUCUUUCAAUAAACCCCUGCUGUGAGCCUUUCAGCAAAGCUUUUGUUUGGUUGUCAUUAUCAUCUGCUAUUUCUCUGCCAGUUGAUCUGUUUGUGAAACAUUUUGUACCCCCAACCCCCAUUUCUAUCAGCUAAUUGGUUUCAGUAAAGUUGUGGACAAGAUCAGAUAUAGGUCUGUUUGUUGACAGGACAGAGACUUUAAGAUCCUCGGGCCCUGCUUCGUAGACAUUUCUGCCCCCUCCCAUGUCUCCCGUCUCCUUUUACAGACUCCCAUUCUCUGCCUGCGCAGCAAGCAUUUUUACUCCCUGUCCUAAGGCUGAAAUGCAACCCUGUAAUGACAAGUCUGGCAAAAAUUGGUGUUUACACUGGGACAACAUCCACCAACUCACUCAUGAAAACAUAUAUUGACGUGACUCCAAAGUGCUUCUGUGAAAAAGGUCCUCCUACACUUCCUGUGCCUCCAUCUGGACAGGCUAUGAGGAAUGUGUUUUUUGGUUUAAAUCCAUUUCCAAGACUCUUUCCCUCUACUGGUACUUUUUUCUAUUAAAAGAUGCAUGGUUUCCCACAGAAAUUUGAAUAUGUCAGUUCAGUCUUUUUGGCAGGCUACCCUCAGUUGAGAUCAUCAAUUUAUACAUCUCACUGCCAUAAUAUGCAGUUUUCUACUUACUGUAAGUGUUUGGAAAUGACUAUCCACUUAAAAGGAAACCCAAGUUAAGCACUGCCCAAACAGCAGAUAACAUGCAUUUUGUACUGUUUGUUAGCUUGUUGAAUCCUUGAUGUAAAAGCAAUGCUGCUUUUAAUAACAUCAAAACAUUGUAUUCACAGUUACAUUUACCAACUACAGCCAAGAAUUUACCAAUGACAAAUAUAGUCUGGUAUGAAUAGCCAAAUGCAGGUAUGAGGUAUGAGAUUUUUGCGUGAAAUCAGGUAUUACAGUUGUAAAACAGAAUGGAGCAAUAACUUUCCUGACAGUGGAAUGAGUAGAUUUUUUUAUUAUUUGCACAAAUAGCCUAAUUAUCAUUCUAUCCUCCCUCUAACUGGGCUAUAGCAAUGAAAAAACCUCACCAAGGAUUAAUCAAAGCUGUCAUCUCAAAACAUUUGAAAAUGUAUCCCUUCCAAGUGUGGCAAAGUGUAAAAGCACUGUGAAACUGCCUCAGUGUAAAAAUAUAAAAGAAAGAGGGGUAUACUCCAACCUUUGAGAAGCUGAUGGUCCUAAAUAUAUUGUGCAAUUCAUAAUUCAAGGUGUCCUACUAAAAAAAAACAAAGCUUAAACAAAUAUGUUCUACUGUGAUCUAUGAUCCUCAGAGAUGAAUGAUAUCAGGGCCUCUGCUUGUUGUCCAAAUAUAAAUAUAACUAAGGCAACUCAACUCUUUUAAUUUAUGACUGUUUUUAACAGCCUCCACUUACAUUAGUCUGAGAUCAAAACUUAAAAGACUAAAUAAUUCAAAUAAACAUAAAAAAUACACUUAUAGCCAAAUUUAUGUUGAUACAAAAGUUUACAGUAAUAAAAAUAUACUUUUUUAAAAUGUACAGUACAAUUUCAGUGGUGAAUUUAGAUUAACCUCUUAUUAGUAUUUUGUUUUAUCUCCUUGCACAUAAUUCAUGUUGUCAGUUACUCUUUAGAUAUGUAAAGGUUCAAAAGGUAAUGAUUUCACUUUAUAAUGGCAAUACUGUCUCUAGGUUAUGAGAAUAAUUUAGUAUUCGUAUUAUUAAAGCUAAAGAAUCAUGCUCUGAUAUUGGCAUAAUAAAUAUUUUUAAAAUGUAGAUGGUAACUUUAUUUAUUUGUAUACUUCCUUUAACUUGUUGAAAACCUAGAACCGGUUUGUAGCUUCAACCUAAAAUGUAAAUGUGAGAAGACUGUGUGGGCAAAGCAAUGUUUCGUUAUUUCAGUAAGGGAGGAUGAGGGACAACACAUUCACACACACUCACAGUCACACACGUCGGUUUUAUGUUUAACGUGUCGUUAACGACAACGACAGAAUGAUUAACUACCAUACGAUGAGUCAACGUAACUGUUAGCUAUUUAUGUUCGAACUCACCGGCUGUCAAAAGGCUGGCUAGCGAGAGAUUGAACCUCACGGCGGUUACAACCAGUGUGUGUGAAAUUAACGUUAACUCAACCGCCUCCUCCUUGCUCAACGGAUUUUUACAACGGCUGUUUUUUGGCUGUUUUUUUACCCACAGUCAUGUGAUUGUAACGUAAAACCCCUAACCGGAAAACACCGACGGACGACCCCUCUCCGCCGCCAACGAAUGCUGCGUUUUUCAAGGAACAGUACAAGCUGCUGCGAGCCCAGAGAGGACGGACGAGUCUCCGGUAACAAACAAACAACGGCGACACGGCAAACUCCGCGGAUUUAAACGGAGCGCAGGUUGAAGAAUGGAGUUGGCCAACCAUGGUCUUAUCCUGCUGCAGCAGCUUAACGCUCAGAGGGAGUUUGGCUUCCUGUGCGACUGCACUGUGGCUAUCGGAGAUGUCUUCUUCAAAGCCCACAAGGCCGUCCUCGCCGCCUUCUCCAACUACUUUAGAAUGCUCUUCAUUCACCAGGACAGUGACUGUGUGCGUCUGAAGGCCGCUGACAUACAGCCAGAUAUCUUCAGCUACCUCCUCAACCUGAUGUACACAGGCAAGCUUGCACCCCAGUUGAUAGACCCUGCACGGCUGGAGCAGGGGGUCAGAUUCCUGCAUGCCUAUCCGCUCUUGCAGGAAGCCAGCCAGUCGGUGUACUCGCACCCUGAGCACAGCAUCAACCUCUCGACCUCCCUCUACGGCAUCCAGAUCUCUGACCAACAAGUGGCAAUGUCAGCUAGAUUAGCCGCUCGACGGCAGCUCUCCUCACCCUUCGACAUGGAGCAACUCAGCUCAGAGGGAAAGUGUCCAUCCACACCAGCUGCCGCAGUUGCGUACACAGAUUCCUUACCGUUCAAAUUGGCUUCCUCACCUCCAGACAUGGAGGCCUCAACUAGCGGCACAAAGCCUACAGUUGAGGAAGGGGGAACGGACCUGCUAACUGCGGAUGGUGCCGCAGCCAAUGCCAUCCUCCAUGUGAAGCCCAGCAUCAUGAAGAGAAGUUCCUCCUUUAGGAAGCAUUACUCCUGUCAUCUGUGCAGGAGUCGAUUCACCCAGAGAAGCCUUCUGAGAGAGCACCUCCUCCAGCACACCCAGGCUCUGCAGCAGACCCCGUCGGAGUCCAGCAAUGCACUCUCACCUGUAAUGACUGGAGAACAUAGCAUGCUAGAGAUGGAGGGAAUCCUUAAGGGAAACAAGGCCGCCGCAAAUGCCUCAGGUGCCGCUGCGGCAGUCGAGGUAAUCAGUGAUAGCGAGCAAACACCUGUUUCAGGUACCAACUCGGACUCUCCCCGAGCAGAGGUGUCCACGUCCAGUUGGGGGUUUGGGGGAAUAAAUUCUCAGGCAGACACACCGCCUCCGUCGGACAUUGCGGACAUCGACAACCUGGAGAAUGCUGACUUGGACCGUGAAGUGAAGCGGCGGAAGUACGAGUGCUCCACCUGCGGGCGCAAGUUCAUUCAGAAGAGCCAUUGGCGUGAACACAUGUACAUCCACACAGGCAAGCCCUUCAAAUGCAGUGCUUGUGGCAAGAGCUUUUGCCGUGCCAACCAGGCGGCCCGCCACGUGUGCCUGAACCAGGGGGCUGACGCCUACACCAUGGUGGACCGACAAAGCAUGGAGCUUUGCACUGCGGGGGAUGACAGCAGCCAGAUGGAGGCAAUGUUCUUGGGCUCUUCGAAGCCUUACAAAUGUAACAUUUGUGCAACAACCUUCUCCAGUCCCAAUGAGGUGAUCAAACACCUAUGCUUCACCCAAGGGGGAUUAGUGGGGCAGCAGGGAAACACGGGGGCAGGCAUGCUGCUCCAGCGUGAAGAGUUUUCUAAAGACGAAGGCUCUGAUUUGUCCAACUCUGCCACCCCACUUGAACCCAUAAAGACUGAAGAGAUCCUCGUAGAGUAGUGCCAAAACUGUGUAUUUGUCAUUUUUUAACACGUUUAUUUUCUAAAUUAUGGUUAAUAGGUAAUCUAAAAGAGAAGUUAGUCAGGGUGUGUAUGUUGGAGGUUCCUCAUCUACUUAAAACUUAUUUUUUGUGUGUAUGUGUGUGUGUGGGUGGGAGGUUGUCAGGCUUUUUGGGGGUGUACAGCAAGUAACAUAACCAUUUGGCUCAAGGCUAAGUUAAAUACCAAUGAGGGAGGGAAAAUAACUACUACCUUGUUUCAUCUCAUCAUUUUACUGUUUGGUGUACGUUGGCGUUGGAUUCUCACGUCGGGCUCUACCAGCUUGGUUUUUCUGAAGAGCAAUCGUUGUGGCGAGGCUGCACAGGGCUGACUUUCAGUUAAGAAGGAAGAGGAAGCACAGUAGACGGUUCCGGAGGAGACAGCAUGAGCACAUCGAGAGAUAACUUAGCUGUGCUAGGUUUGAAAAGGAGUAGAGGUGCAAACUGCUUACAUUCAUUCCCUCUGGAAGUAAUGUUUCUUCAUGGUCAUAAAUGAAAGGCUGGUCUGCAGAUCAGGUAUAGAAUCAUAAUUCCAGCUAAACCACACAAUAUAUUCAGACCUGAGACAAUCUGUGCUCUUUUUGAGUUGAUGUCCAAUAUGCAGGAAAGUACAUGUCUUCCAUUUGCAUUUAGGCUCAACAGAAUGAAUACAUUGUAAUGUAAUUUAAUGACCAUUAGUUGCAUCUUUCUCAGUAAACAUUUAGUUGUUAUACUCUGUUUUUGUCAACUGUGCUAAGUGUGAUUAUGGUUCUUGUCUCAUUACACCAUAUUAAUUACUGUUCAUAAUAUGCAUUUGGUCACUGAAAAUUGGUUACAGUGAGCAACAGUGGUCAUUGUCAUGUUUACAGUGGUGCCAUUUUGUUUUUUUGUUUUUUUAAAAAUGUCUCUUAUUUACUUGUUAUGUUGUGUAUGUAUGUCUUUGGUUACUGAUUUAAGAAGCUACAUGUUCCAUCCAUACGCACAUACCUUGAUGGGAGGCUGUCCUGUACAAUAUUGUACAUCUUUAUAUGAUUAGCUUGAAUCUACUCCUAAAAGCCCUUAAUUUUUUGUUUGACUUUCUUUUCUAAUUUUAAAUACAAUGCUAUAUUUGCAAAGAUUACAUUAUAUUGCAGAGGUGUGUGUACAUAAGUAGAUAAAUAGCUUUCAGAAUAGGAAUAAAUUUGGUUUAGCAAAAGUUUAUGUAUUAGGGAUGGGCAUGAUAAUUGAUCUUUUAAUCUCUUCAACAUAUAAGUAAAAAUCUGAGCUUAAAUAAAGUUUAACUUUUUAAAAUAAACCUGCUUCACUAUGAUUAAAAAGAUUAUUUAGGAUCUUCAGUUUAUCUUACCCUCAACAAAAUUUAUACUAAAUACUAACUUGCUAAUUUUAUGGAAAGGGAAACAUGUAUUUUUAAAGGCUCUCUGACAUUUAUAUUUGUUCUUUAACUUUGUCCAAACUGUACAAAAUAACAGCAGUUGCUACUGUGAUUAUAUAAAUGAAAACAUUGUGGAAGAAGAAGUUUAGAGUAGUAGAAUUUAACCUGUCAGUGUUGACGUCGUGUAAACUCAGACAGGGAUGCCAGUGUGAUAAGGGAGAGUUAGCUUUAAUAAGACACAGUUUGCAAGAUGUAUAAAGUGACAGGGUGUUAACUCUAUGUAUCAGACUACCUGGAUUCAUAAUACAUACAGUAUGUUAUGGGAAUAUGAAAGAUAUUAUUUAAUUUACAAUUUGCAAAACUUUUAGAGAACAGAAAUACUACUUAGGACUGGAAAGUAUGACAAAUCUUCACAUGCAUGUCAAGUGAAAGUGAAACAAGGGAAGUGAUGUGUAGGUUUGCUAUCCUGAAACAUGUCAAGUGUAACAACAGUGUAAGUAAUAUAAUACAAGUUGUUCAUACAAAAAAAAUGUCAGUAAGGCUGUUUUCAGGCCAAGACUGGCUGGUUUAUGCCAAUUUGAAAAAUAUCAGUUAACAUUACUGUCUUGAUUUCUCUACAAAUCUGAACUUAAUUUAAGGUUUUUUACAUAUUUGAAUGUUGAGAUGAACUUGUAAGUAAAAAGAUUAGCUGACAUUUCCCUGCAAGUGUAUGUGUAUGCGUGUGUGUGUUCAGCCUAUGAAAUAAUUGUAAAAGUUAUACAGGGAAGGACUCCUGUAAAACUCUUGAUAUUGUUUUUGUUCCCUCCAGUGGGCAAUAAAUUCUACAUUGCAUUGUUAUUGAUUGAUACAACAUUGCCUUUCAAUCGUUUUAAUUUUUUAACCAUUUAGUGAAAAUGCCCAUCCCGAGUAUGUUUGAUGUACAGUUUUUUUUUAGCUGAUUUCACCCAAGCAAUUUUUUCUUCAUUAAGCACAGGCUCAUGACAGUGAGGAUGAAGUCCAGAUCCAAUUUGGUUUAAGUGGAAUUUCUGUACUUAAAAAACCUGCAAUGAGAAAUUUUGGAAAGCAGUGGUCGCUUCCUUGCGAUUAGCCCAGUGUUUGGCUAGAUGGAGCUGUUUUUCUUUACUGUCUACUCAGGUCUAGUGAAGGGGGAAGCUAUCAAAAUGGAACCAUGAUAUUUUUACUCAUGUGGUUGUGUCCUUGCCUCUUAAAUGUCCAGCUUUGCCUGCCAUGAAUCAAAUUUCCAUUUCACUUCAGAUAAAAAAAAAAAAAAACAUCAAUGUGAGUGUUUAGUAUUGAGUAACGGGGAAGUUCUUGUUUGUCUCUUGACUCAAACCUGUAUUGUUGAGACAACUGAAAUGCUGUACUACUGACAUUUAUUUGCGCAAUUAAGCUCAGUUGAUACACAGACAUAUGCACAGUUCCGUGGAAAAUGUAAAUCCUUCAGUUCAAGUUGUAGUUGUUCCUUAACCACACCAGUCUUGUAAUUUAAUGGUUGUGUAUGUGUGAGUGUUUUAAAACAUCUCAGUAUCUCAGGAAGAUGAGAAGUUUGGCGUUGUCUUGUCUGUCCAAUGUUGUUUAUCAAAACAUAAAUUUCAGGACUAGUGACGACCCCCCAUCCCAUGAUACUUGUGCUCACAAUGUUACCCCAACCCCCCCCCCACCCAUGCCCAUCUGACAUCUACUGUGAUCAAUCUGUGUUCUCAGGAAUGUGAGUAAUUUUCUGUAUAAACAACUUUGAUUUUUUUUUAAUUUAGAAUGAAC
Thunnus maccoyii (southern bluefin tuna) is the source of this 7231-nucleotide messenger RNA. It is a transcript of the gene zbtb2b, whose product is annotated as zinc finger and BTB domain containing 2b. Gene Ontology annotation, molecular function: DNA-binding transcription factor activity, RNA polymerase II-specific; protein binding; RNA polymerase II cis-regulatory region sequence-specific DNA binding. Gene Ontology annotation, biological process: regulation of transcription by RNA polymerase II. The transcript is spliced from 3 exons. The record is from RefSeq and is a predicted model, not a curated record. Lineage: Eukaryota; Metazoa; Chordata; Actinopteri; Scombriformes; Scombridae. Bases 2493 to 4082 code for a protein of 529 amino acids. Gene Ontology annotation, cellular component: nucleus.